AUGACAGAUGUUAUCCCGAUUAGGGUAGUCGUUCGUGUACGACCGCUCAGUAGUCGAGAAAAAGCAGAAAAUUCUCAAGAAUGCGUGCAGUGCUUUGUAGAACAAAAUCAGAUAGCUAUUAAUGGGAAGAUGUUUGCCUUUGAUAGCGUAUUUGAUCCCAGCACACUACAAGAAGUUGUUUACGAUAUCUGUGCUGCCCCUCUGAUUGAAAAAAUAUUUGAGGGCUAUAACUGCACCAUUCUUGCAUAUGGACAAACAGGCAGUGGCAAAACAUACACAAUGGGUAGCGAAGAAGCGUCGAUGGACAUGUCGAUUGAAGAACGUGGUAUCAUUUCACGAAUAGUUGAUUCUAUUUUUAUGGAAAUCGAUGGCUCAGAAAAGUAUCGAGUUACGGCAUCGAUGCUUGAAAUUUAUGAGGGGAAAGUUAUGGACUUGCUUUCUAUUAAUCGGCAACGCCUUCAUAUUCGGGAAUCGAAAGGAGUUGUUUUUGUACAGGGAUUAUCUGAACAUCCAAUUAAAUGUCUUACAGACGCAUUAGAUUUAUUGAAGAAAGGGUGCCACAUGCGAAGUAAAGGAGAAACGGCAAUGAAUGACAAGUCAUCACGUUCACAUGCCAUUUUCACGUUGUGUAUCGAAAAAAACGAAUCAGAUAAUAAUGCAAAACUAAAGUCAAAAUUGCAUCUCGUUGAUCUGGCUGGUUCGGAACGUUUGAAAAAAACUCAAGCUGAAGGAGAGAGAAUGAAAGAAGGCAUAAAAAUUAAUGAAGGUUUACUAGCUUUGGGAAAUGUGAUUGCUGCUUUGACAGACCGGAAUACCAGUUCUCGUCAUGUCCCAUACCGAGUCGCAAAAAUCACGCGACUUCUUCAGGACUCACUCGGAGGAAACAGCUACACUGUGAUGAUAGCAUGCAUCUCACCAGCUGAUACAAAUGCUGACGAAAGUUUAUCAACACUUCGAUAUGCUGAUAGGGCAAAACGAAUCAAAAACAAACCAACUGUGAAUAUUGACCCGCACAUUGUUUUGGUACAAAGUUUAAGAGAUGAAUUAGCAAGUGUAAAACAUGAAUUGGCAACGUUGUAUGCGAAACAAAAUUUUGGAGACAAGCGAACAGACGAGACACAAACAAAAUGCCCCAGAUGCGAAGAAUUAGAGGCGGAAAAGGAAUUGAUUCGUAGGGAUCAGGAUUGCCGAAAUUUAUUUUUCGCAGAAGCAAUAACACAAAACUCAAAAUUGGUCGAUCAGUUCAUAGCUUCACAGCAGAUUAUUGAACAGUUCAAAAGUCAUAUAAAAGAAAUAAAAAGCAAAAUUGACAAUAAGCAAUAUGAUGAAGCUUCGGAGAUUCUGAGUUCGGCUAUGAAAUCUCGAUUUCCUGUUGAAGAAAAGCAGCGAGAAGUAUUAGAUGAUGGUUCUAUAUCAAGUAUUUGGGCCAGUGUGGGUGAUGCAGAUGAUGAAACGUCUGAUCAGGGUUUUGUCAGUAAUUUCACCGAGAAGCAAAUAGCGCUGAACAAAAAUAUGACAAAUAUUCUGGAAGAAAUCAACCAAAAGGAGCUGGCAUUCGAGGCAACAAUCGCUUCGCAAACUGAAAUAGCGAGGAUGCGUGAUACAUUUGCUUCUGAUUUGGGACAGUUGCAGAAAAAGUUGGAUGCAUUAGAAAAGGAAAAGCAAGAAUUGCUGAACAAAAUAAAAGGCUCUAGCAUCCAUCACAAGUUGAGCGAAGAUAGACGUAAACGCCUUCAGGAGCUUGAGAAAGAAGUAAACGAAAACAAGAAACGUAUAACAGAAAUUCAGCGAUUGCAGAAAAGAAACAUUCGAUUAGAGGAACAAUCAAAAAAAUUCGUUAUGGAGAUAGCGGAUUUGAAAAAAUCACUGGUUAAAAUGUCAAAGCAAAUGAAGGAAGAAGAAGUGAAAUUUAGGAAAUGGAAGGCAACUGCUGAUCGUCAAAUGGAGCAGUUAAAUAGUCAGGCACGCAAGCGGGAAGUAGAAUUAGCUCGGGCACAACAAAACAAGGAUUUACAGUUAACUGUUUAUCGGCGAAAAUACGAAGAAGCAAGUGCGUGCAAUCGACGGCUUCAAAUGCAGCUUGCCAAAUGCACUGCUCGCACCAAAACAAGUGACAAAAGGCAGUUUAUUUCAUCUUUGGACGAUGAAUUGGCUGUAGCUUAUUCCGCAGCUGAAGCAGAAAUUCACUGUCAAGUGCUGAUAGAGCAACGCAAAGUUCUUUCCACUCAACAGCAGAAUUUACUGAGGAAGUUAAACGAAUUAAAGCAUGAAGCUGAAUCUAGUCAGUCAUUGGAUUAUGAAGAUGAAAAGAAGACGAUUGAAGAGCAGCUGAAAAGGUUGCAAAAAGAAAUCGAAUUAAGAGGCAGUGAGCUUGGUGAUAUACAAAAAAAAUGUACAACAGCUUGUUCAGAUGAGCAACGUGACCAACUAUGGAAUUCAUUAAAUAAUCUGUCAGAAGCAAAGACAGCACUGCGUCGUUUGUUCAAUGCGACUGUGAAUGAAAAGCGAUCGUCUUUGGAAAAAGAGCUAAUAAUUGAAGAACAGAAGCGAAAUUCGAACGACAUAUUAGAAAAGUAUAAACGUGAGUUGACGGCAGUACAAAGAGAACUUUCGAGCGUAAAAAUUCAAAUGGAGAAUAUGAGGAAGAAAUUCGCAGAAUCUGAACGAUGUUACGCUCAAGAUGAAUGCGAUAUGAUAAAUAUUUGGAACCGAAUGGCAGAAGGACACUUUGACCUUCCAGAUCAUGUAGUUAAAAAUUUAAGUUUGGUAAAAGGAGCAGCAGAAAACUUUGUUAAAUUUCAGCAAAAUUUACAAAAGCAAAUCUACAGUCGUCGGCUUCGUCGUAGAACUGGAUUAGCAGGUUCUGUGGGAUCUGAUAUCCCUUUCCCUACAAGUAUUCCUGAAGAAGAACAAAAAGAAGAAACAGACACAAAAUAUCAGUUACGACAAAAUCAGAAAACAGUGGAACGUUUAGGAGCUAUUACUGAUAUCAGUGAAAUAUAUGCUGACGAGAGUGAGGAACAUAAAUCUGUUUCCGAUGACGACAUUUCAUACCGUCCAUCUUCGUCAAAGGAUAGGAAGCGUUCAUCCAAUGUUACCGAUGCUGAACAUCAAGAUGUUUUCACCUCAAGAAAAAAAAUUCAUUUGGAUAGAGAACAAAAUAGUGAAGUUCCAGGGCCCAGCAAAGAUUCCGAUUUUCAUUCAAAUGAAACGUAUAAUAUUGUGCAAGGACCAAAGGAAAGCGAAUUGAUUUCGGAGCUGAGUUCUAUCCUGGAUAAUAAGCCAAUUAUUACGAGUGAUCUUUUCGAUAACAAAUAA
Messenger RNA from Thelazia callipaeda (thelaziosis nematode), 3318 nucleotides. The record is from the annotation of a GenBank genome assembly. Lineage: Eukaryota; Metazoa; Nematoda; Chromadorea; Rhabditida; Thelaziidae.